UCUAUAUUUGUUAUUAAUCGCGGUAGGUAAUAGACGAAAAUGUCUAAUAGAGAAAGUGAAACUAAUUCUGCGAGUGAACUAAAUGGUAAUGCAUGGGAGAAUGUCAUCGAGAUCGAGGAAGAUACGAAAAAAAGCGCCAGCGAGGUAGUCGACAUAAGCCGGAAGGCUUUUUUUGCGGGGAAGUCGCGGAGUUUGGAAUUCAGAAAGGAUCAGUUGAAGAAGUUGUUGGUGUUUCUGGAGGAGGAGAGGGAUGGUUUGAAUAAGGCGCUUUAUUUGGAUUUACGUAAACAUAAAAUGGAAUCCGAAGUAUGCGAAAUAGAACUCGUAGCCAACGAUUUAAGACAUACGUUAAUAGACCUCAAAGAAUGGGCCAAGCCUUUUAAACCAGAAAAGAGACUGAUCAAUUUUCUUGAUGGUGUUUAUAUUUACAGCGAUCCGUAUGGAGUUGUACUAGUUAUUGGGGCAUGGAACUAUCCGUUGUUGCUUACAUUAGGACCGGUUGUAGGUGCUAUAGCUGCAGGAAAUACUGUAAUUUUAAAACCCUCCGAACUGGCACCGUAUACUGCCGACUUUCUUGCCACAGUAUUAACCAAAUACCUGGACAGACAAUGUUUUCAAGUUUAUUUAGGAGGCAUUGAAGAAACCUCCGAACUCUUGGAAGAAAAGUUUGAUUAUAUUUUCUUUACCGGUUCUACGCAAGUGGGGAAAAUUGUGAAUCUUGCAGCAGCGAAACAUUUAACCCCAGUCACUUUGGAAUUAGGUGGUAAAAGUCCAGUGUAUUUGGAUGAGUCAGCUGACAUUCAAAAAGCAACCAGAAGAAUCAUGUGGGGUAAAUUUACAAAUAGCGGUCAAACCUGCGUUGCUCCAGACUAUCUUUUAUGUACUAAGGCAACAGAAACCCAAUUUUUACAAGAAGCCAAAAAAGUUCUGACAGAAUUUUAUGGAUCUGAUCCAAAAAGUUCGACAUAUCUAAGCAAAAUAAUCACCGAGAGACAUUUUAAAAGAUUACUGGACUUUAUCCAACCUGAACACGUUGCAAUUGGAGGAAAGUUUAACACCGACGAAAGGAUUAUAUCACCUACAAUUCUUAUAAAUGUUAGUUUAGAUGAUCGAGUGAUGAAAGAAGAAAUUUUUGGGCCCAUUUUACCUAUUAUAAACGUGAAUAACGCCGAGGAAGCCAUACAAUUUAUCAAUGAAAGGGAAAAACCACUUGCUUUAUAUGUUUUGGCGAAAGAUAAGAAAGUACAAGAUGCCUUUCUGACUCGAACAUCAUCUGGAGGUGUUACAGUUAAUGAUACACUAAUGCAUUUAACAACGGAGAAUUUACCAUUUGGUGGUGUGGGUUUCAGUGGAAUGGGCUCUUACCAUGGUAAACAGGGAUUCGAUACAUUUUCCCAUCAAAAGUCUGUGUUAGUAAAGGACUUCACUGGACUGACGGAGCUCUCGCUUUCUUUGAGGUAUCCUCCUUACAAUGAUGUCAAACUAAGUAUUCUAAACUGCGUUUUGAAGAAAAGACAUGGUAUUCCAAAUAGCUAUUUUAAAAAUGCUGGAUUAUUUUCUGCUGGGUUUAUGGCUUCAUAUGCCUUUCAUUUUAUGUGGUGCCUUAUAGAUGGCUGCAAAUAUUAGUUUAGUUUAAUUAUUACCUAUUUAUUUUUGAAAAAUUAAUGAGUGAUAAGCUUGCCAUUACAGAUUCUGUAUUUCCUUUCCACCAAGGAAUGAAUCUAUAGAUCUGUCUUAACUAUCUGACUAUCAGGCUCUGUUUGGUGAUCUCUUUACAUGGUCUAUUUCUAUUUGUUUUUUCUGAGACACAUAAAUAUUUUAUGAAAUGAAUUUCGAAUUUAAACAAAAACAAAGCCGUAGAUUUUCUUAUUUUAAAUAUUUUAUCUUUUCAAUCUAAUAACAUUAAAGUACCCCGCACAAGCCUUAUGGAAAUUAGGUCCCAGUGGAUUUCGUUCAUACUUUGGGAAAAUACUCUUUGAAGCAUCCUGAUAAAAAGUUCUUAUGGGCACAACUCAAUCGUAUAAAGCAUUUUCAAGAUAUAGAGGCACAAACUCGAAAAAUUAUAAGAUUUACUGGGUAUUUCAAUUCCCUGAGUUACUGGUUAUCUGGCAACAUGUAGAAGUUUGGAUCGAGGAAAAGUACUAGUAGGCUAUGAUUUUUUCCUGGCUAUCCAAUGGAGACCUUUACUUUGACCUUGACCUUCAACGGACGUCAUCUUCUAUAGUUUCGAGAGUUUUAGGCAUUAAAUUGAUAUAACAGAUUACUCAUGGGUUUUACGGAUCGCUAAACACCAAUAUGCCAUCAGAAUUGACCUCCGGAGGACGUGGUGGCCAGGGCCAUUGCAAGGGACGUCAUCUUCUAGAGUCUAGAGUUUCGACGGUUUUCGGGAUUUAAUUGAUGCAAGUGAAUUACUGGAAAGUAUUUUAAGGCUAAACUCGAAUAUGCCACCAGAACCGACUCCCGGACCACCUGGUUUCCAAGGUCGAUGAAAGGGGCUCCUGGAGUUUCGAGGGUCUUUAAUGCAAACGGAUUAGUUAUAGGUUUUUGGGGUUGCUGAAUACGAAUAUGUGAUCAGCACAGACACAGGAGCAUCUGGUGCCUAAUACAGGUUAUCUUCUGGAGUUUCAGAGAAAUAAAAUGGAGGAAUCAAAUGGAUUACUCUUAGGUUUUUGACUCCAGAAGAUAACCUGUUUUAGGUACCAGGUGCUCCUGUGUCUGUGCUGAUCACGCAUUCGUGUUCAGCAACCCCAAAAACCUAUAACUAAUCCGUUUGCAUUAAGCUAGUACCAAAGAUCCUCGAAACUUCAGGAGCGCCUUUCAUUGACCUUGGAAACCAGGUGCUCCGUUAGUCGGUUCUGGUGGCAUAUUCGUAUUUAUCGACCUCAAAAAACCCUCCAGUAAUUCAUUUGCAUCAAUUAAAUGCCGAAAACCAUCGAAGCUCUAGAAGAUGACGUCACUUGCAGUGGUAGAAAAUAUUAUCGAACGUAUUACAUGACCUAAACGGCUUUGGAAGAGACAUUCUAUAAGAGUGAAGGACAAGAGAUGGGCAAAAAAUUGCUAGUGAAGCCAGGCAGACGUGAAAUUGAAACCUGGACCAACUAGAAAGCACAGGCGCAGAACAGAGAUAGAUAAAAAUAUCCUUAGUUUAACAAUGAACUAUAAUCCAUUUUAUUGCAGUUAUUUCCAUAAAUACUGUUGUACUUUAUUUAAUUGACAAUGUUCACAUAGGUGUGCAAAAUGGUUAUAUUCUAUAACCAUCGUUUCGAAAUGUCUCAUAAUUUUAUAUAAAAUUUGGUUGUUAUAGGUAUUCUAUUAUGCAAUAUAAAACUUUUUUAAAUUCUUUUGUCACAUAUGUGUAAGAAAUUAAUUUUAUAACUUAAUUAAUAUAAGUAGUUGAUGUAAAUUUAGCCGCUAAUAUCAAUGAUUAAAAGUGUACAAUAUAACUGGAAGCCUUAGAAGUGCCUUAAAAAUUAAUUUAUGUUUAAUAAAUGAAUCUAUUAUACUUUAGAUGUGACAAACUAAUAUAGUAGCUAACACCAGUUGUUUCAAAAUACUUUGUAAAUAAUUUAUUUUAAAUAAAUACUUAUAAGACAUU
Messenger RNA from Diabrotica virgifera virgifera (western corn rootworm), 3595 nucleotides. RefSeq names its product aldehyde dehydrogenase, dimeric NADP-preferring-like. Gene Ontology annotation, biological process: aldehyde metabolic process. Gene Ontology annotation, cellular component: cytoplasm. The coding region runs from base 40 to 1626 and encodes 528 amino acids. The transcript is spliced from 4 exons. NCBI's taxonomy places the organism in Eukaryota, Metazoa, Arthropoda, Insecta, Coleoptera, Chrysomelidae. Gene Ontology annotation, molecular function: aldehyde dehydrogenase (NAD+) activity. The record is from RefSeq and is a predicted model, not a curated record.